AUGUCUGAGACGCAACAAACUCCCGACUCUGGCAACGCGGUGCCGACGAAAGAUGACGAACAGCCGGAACCCCUCUCAUUUACUCUGAUUGUGGUGUCCCCUUCUGUUGGAGCUGCCAGUCGUCUGAGCUUCCCACAUCUACCAGCAACAACCACCGUCAAGCAAUUGAAAGCUAAAAUCCGCGACGCCUUACAAUCGAGUCCUCCAGACGAAAACCAAAGACUCAUACAUCGCGGACGGAUGCUCGCGAGAGAGACAGAGACCAUGCUAGAUAUCUUUGGGAAGGAAACAUUAUGCAAUCCGGAACAGCAAACUCUACAUUUGGUUCUCCGCCCAGUUGAAGGCGCAACAGCCGCUGUGCCUCCUGUGUCGGUUCCGACUUCGAGACCGCCAGUCCUUCCGCAACCUACCCCCCAAGCUCCGAAUUUAUCACAUAAUAUACUUGGCAAUUUGGCCCACCAAUUGCCUCGUCCUCAAUCCGUACCUGCUGGGCCAGCUCACACCGUUCCGGCAGGCCAGGGAAUGAAUGCGCAGCAACCAUUACCCGGAUUUCAACAUGUUCAACAACAUCAGCUCCUCCACCAGGCCGAACAAUAUCAAAUUAUGAUGAAUAAUAGACUGCUACAGCUGCAGAGGGAAAUGCAAAGGUUACAGCAAGAGAUGGCAGCGGCAACUCCGGGACAUCGGCCUCACAUGCCUCUUGUGAAUGGAGUCCAACUACCAGGUGCAAUUCCCAACCUCCAGGGAGGGCCACAGGCCAUGUUUGGAUUACCACAGCUUGCCACACGGCCUCCCAAUGGUGUUCCACCUUCAGUUCAAGCGUUCAUUUCGCAACAACAAAGGGGUCGAGCAGUAGACGGUCGAAAUGGCGCCCAAGAUAGUGGAAGUACUACCCCUGUGCGAGCUAGCUCCUCUGGAAGAGCAAGUCCAAAUCUCCACCGGCCAGAUCAUACGUCCACAUAUACACGCGAAGGAAUUGGGCCAAAUGGAGAAAGAUGGCAGAUGACUGUUAACGAGACCACCACAACGAUUCCGUUAGCUCACAACCAACACCACCAUCAUAAUCCUAUGGUCCAAGCACCUGGUAAUCCAAUGCUUGAAGUACAAGCGAUGUUGCGCAAUGCAGAUCGAGCACAGGCUGCGCGAGAUACACGCGCUGCUCUUGAUACGAUGCAGCGUAGUGCCUCAAACCCUAACCCGGCUUUGGGCAGGUUGGCUCCUAACGAAAACCAAGGUCAGCAAGCGAUACCUGCACCUUCAGUGACGCCUGCACCGGCAAUUAAUGCCUCAGCAACAGCGUCGGCCUCUUUUGCCCCAAGUUCAACGACCGUUGAUUCGAAUACAUCUCCUGAUACGGACUCAAUAGUUUAUCUGCUUUCCUCCCCUCAAGGACCUCGGGCACUGCUCUUGGCCAAUUCAGAAACGUAUUACACACCCCGACAGCAUAGGCGCCAUCGCAUUCCCUCCCCAAUAAAUGGAUCUGGUCAACCUGAAGUACCUGUAGGAUUGCCGGAAUAUCGUAACAGGCCAGCAGCGAACAGGGCAGAUCGGGUAGCUAGACGACGGCAAGCGGCUGAACAGGUACAACAAGGAGCACCGCAUGCAAAUCCUGGCGCAGGCGCGCUGGCUGCGCAGGCAGGACCUGUUUUGUGGCUCAUUAUCCGCCUAGUGGGCUUCGUGUGGUUUUUGACGUCGGGAAAUCCCAGCUGGAGUAGAUGGUUCAUGGUUACCGGUAUUGCUUUUAUUAUAUUCAUCGUCAAUACAGGCCUUUUCAAUGGUGCUGCGGAUCAAGUCUGGGGACCUGUUCGAAGACAUCUCGAGGCUCUGAUCCCUCUUGCGGGACCCGAUGCAGCUUUGAUACCUGCUGCAAACGCUGCCAUACCACAGCCAGGAGCUCCUCCUGCAAACGCGCCGGAGGGCGGAGCUAGGGGCCGCAAUGAGCCAGAUCCAGCAGAAGCAGCAGCGCGGAUUAUUGAGCAACAUCGACGCGGCAAUCAGCCAUGGAUCUUGACCCAAUUCAGACGAGUCGAGCACUCUUUACUCUUAUUCUUGGCUAGUCUUGUACCCGGUGUUGGAGAACGUCAUAUUGCCGCAAGGGAAGCCGAAGCUGCAGAGAGACAACGUCGCAUUGAUGAAGCGGCCGCUGCUGCAGAGCGUGAAGCUGAAGCAAGCGCGCAGGCUGCAACCGAGGGCGACGUGAGUGCUGAGGGAGAAGCCAGGAACGGUCAGGAUGAACAGCAGGAAAAUCAGCAUGAGCGACCUGUAGAUGUGGUUCCCCUUAUUGAGGUUUGA
This is a messenger RNA of Glarea lozoyensis ATCC 20868, 2292 nucleotides long. RefSeq names its product Ubiquitin-like protein. The coding region runs from base 1 to 2292 and encodes 763 amino acids. The record is from RefSeq and is a predicted model, not a curated record. Gene Ontology annotation, molecular function: protein binding. Gene Ontology annotation, biological process: endoplasmic reticulum unfolded protein response. NCBI's taxonomy places the organism in Eukaryota, Fungi, Ascomycota, Leotiomycetes, Helotiales, Helotiaceae. The transcript has 2 exons.